GCACAAUUUAACAAUGAAAAUGAUGAGUUACAUACGAAAAUAAUGUGGAUUAUUGAUGAAAAAAUACGAUAGUUUGUUGAUUAAUACGUAAAAGAAAAUCUUUUAAACAAAAUACACUAGUUUGUUUGACUGAUAUAAGUGACUGAAUAUCGUGAACUUCAUGAAGCUCAUUUCAAGGGGGCAUAGUAAUAUCGGUAUCUGGAGUUGGUUCGGUGAAAAACGAAAAGAAGUCUUUGAGAAACACGAAAACGACCAGAAAAAGAUUACUCAGAAAAUUUCCAUCAUCAGUGUUAUCGGAUUCUGUAUCCUGUUCAGUAGUCGUUGUCAUGUCACUCGUUUCAUCCAUUUCCUUGGUUUCACUUGGUACUUUGUCUGUUCCUGCAGCAGCUUGAUCUGUCAGGUUGUUUGAUGGUUCUGGUGCCGACAUCAACAGACUGUUACACACCAAACAUUGUGCUAAACACAACAACAUAAUCAUUUUAACGAUCAUCAUGUUGAUGAAUGUUGUUUAGUGAAAGUGUACAAGAGAGAAUAUGAAUGUUUG
Molecule: messenger RNA, 544 nt
Organism: Schistosoma turkestanicum
Lineage: Eukaryota; Metazoa; Platyhelminthes; Trematoda; Strigeidida; Schistosomatidae
Source: the annotation of a GenBank genome assembly